Tachyglossus aculeatus (Australian echidna) is the source of this 3127-nucleotide messenger RNA. It is a transcript of the gene ETV6, whose product is annotated as ETS variant transcription factor 6. Gene Ontology annotation, biological process: cell differentiation; regulation of transcription by RNA polymerase II. Gene Ontology annotation, cellular component: nucleus. Bases 98 to 1456 code for a protein of 452 amino acids. NCBI's taxonomy places the organism in Eukaryota, Metazoa, Chordata, Mammalia, Monotremata, Tachyglossidae. The transcript is spliced from 8 exons. The record is from RefSeq and is a predicted model, not a curated record. Gene Ontology annotation, molecular function: sequence-specific DNA binding; DNA-binding transcription factor activity, RNA polymerase II-specific.
AAUGAUCGCCCCCGGCGCCGGAGGAUUUCUGGGUCUGGGAAGAGGAAAGUGGAAAAAAAAACCCCUGAGAACUUCCUCAUCCCUUUGGCCGUGAGACAUGUCUGAGGCUCCUGCUCAGUGUAGCAUUAAGCAGGAACGGAUCUCCUACACACCCCCGGCCAGCCCGGUGCCAAACUUCCCGUCCUCGUCUCCGCUCCACAUCCCGGGGCCCCGCCCGCUCAGGAUGGAGGAAGACUCAAUCAGGCUGCCAGCACACCUCCGCUUGCAGCCCGUGUCUUGGAGCAGGGACGACGUGGGCCAGUGGCUGAAGUGGGCUGAGAAGGAGUUCUCCCUGCGGCCUAUCGACAACAACACGUUCGAGAUGAACGGCAAAGCCCUCCUGCUGCUGACCAAAGAGGAUUUCCGGUACAGGUGUCCCCACUCAGGUGACGUGCUGUACGAGCUGCUGCAGCACAUCCUGAAACAGAGGAAAACCAGGAUGCUGUUCUCCCCGUUCUUCCACCCCGGCAACUCUAUCCACACGCAGCCCGAGGUCAUGGUACCCCAGAACCACGAGCUCGAUAACUGCCUCCAGCGGGCCUCGAGACCUCCAGUGGAAAGCGUCCAGCACAACCCUCCCACCAUCGAACUGUUGCACCGCUCCCGGUCCCCCGUCACGACCAACCACCGGCCGUCUCCGGACCCCGACCAGCGGCCCCUCCGGUCCCCCCUGGACAACAUGAUCCGCCGCCUCUCCCCGGCCGAGCGGGUCUCUGGCCCGCGGCUCCACCAGGAGGGCGCCCACCAGGAGCCCUACCCCCUGUGCGUGUCUCCCAUGGAGAACAAUCACUGCCCGCCCACUUCGGAGGGGCCCGCCAAGCCGUCCAGCCCGCGCCCGGAGAGCGCCCGCGUCAUUCAGCUCAUGCCCAGUCCCAUCAUGCACCCGCUGAUACUGAACCCCCGACACUCGGUGGAUUUCAAACAGUCGCGCCUGGCCGAGGACGGGCUGCACCGUGAGGGGAAGCCCAUCAACCUGUCCCACCGGGAGGACCUGGCCUACGUCAACCACAUCAUGGUGUCCGUCUCCCCACCGGAGGACCACGCCGUGCCCAUCGGGCGGAUAGCAGACUGCAGGCUGCUGUGGGAUUACGUCUAUCAGCUGCUCUCCGACAGCCGGUACGAGAACUUCAUCCGGUGGGAAGACAAGGAAUCCAAGAUAUUCCGGAUAGUGGACCCCAACGGGCUGGCACGGCUCUGGGGAAACCACAAGAACAGAACCAACAUGACCUAUGAGAAAAUGUCCAGAGCUUUGCGCCACUACUACAAACUCAACAUCAUCAGGAAGGAGCCGGGACAGAGACUCCUGUUCAGGUUCAUGAAAACGCCGGACGAGAUUAUGAGUGGCCGGACGGACCGCCUGGAGCACCUGGAGUCCCAGGAGCUGGACGAACAGAUCUACCAGGAAGAUGAGUGCUGAACGGAGCAACACGCCCCCGCCGCGGGGGCCAGUGGGGAAACACAACACCCGACUGGGUGGCCGUGGGCGCCGGCCGGAUUGGGGGCGGGGGGCAGGAAGCCACGGGACCACGGAGGAGGGUUUUCGCGCCGAUCAGGCGGGGCCCCAGAGCACCUUAAACAGGACCACCUGGCCCAGGCGGGUCAGCCCCUCUCUCGCCCCUCCCUGGCCCUUCGACCCCUGAACCCCCGACCCCAGAUAUCACGUCCUUUGUGGGGUUGGCUUUGGGUUGGUUUUUUGUUUUGUUUUGUUUUUUAUCAACACCCAGCUUGCCUUUUCCUGCCUCAGAGAGGGAGAGGCUGCCUCCCCGGGGCAGUGUUUGAAUGAUGGUUUCCUGGCGGGGCAAGAAGAGGGGCAGCCCCCUGGUCUCUGUGUUCGCUCGAGGGCCCCGAGGAGACCCCACUGACAGAGGAAAGCAGCAAGUGUGAAGAGGGAGCCCGUGUAUCACUGUGUCCCCUCGUCUCACCCUGUUUCACCCUUUGGACUCGCCUCCCCCGUUCUCCCUCUCUGUCACCUAGGCCAGCGGGGAGAGAAAUGCCUUUGACCUUGGGGUAGCCACAUGGCGGUCUCUGGUUGCCCCAGCUGACCCUCCAGCCAGCCCGAUGAGGCCAUCCUGACCCACCCCCACCCAGCUUAAAUCGUGGCCAUGUCCCCGGACGAGCCGGAGAAGGGAUCCAGAGCGGCACCGUUUGUCCAAUCAGUUGAUCAAUCAGUGGUAUUUAUUGAGCUCCAAUCAUGUGCAGAGCACUGUACUAAGCGCUUGGGAAAAUACAGUACAAUAGAGGUGGUAGACACGCUCCCUGCCCACAGAGAGCUUACAGGUGGAACGUCCAAUGUGCCUGCCCCUGUCCUGGUACUUCCUCCCCCUGCAGCCUCCCUCCCCCAAAUCCAUAUCCAGAAAAGGGGCCUUGGGGAAAACACCAGGAUCUGCCCCGGACAGACCACCGUUGGCCCGACUUGCCGUCGGGACCCUCAGACGUCUUCCCGUCCCCCGCCCCGCUCACCACAGAGAAGCCCCCCCCACGCCCUAGGAAUCCCGACCUUGCAGCGGUGAUUAGGAAGGCUUGUGCCCAUUUCCCAGGGGGGAAGGCUGAGGCCCUCCAACCCGCUCUCCACGCCCAGGCUCCCCUCUGCAGGUUCCUUCCUCCAGCCCAAGGAGGAGGCCAAGCGACGAGCGAUUCCAAGCCAGAGACGCUUCCCGUGAGCCACCCGGCCCGCUGACUCUCCCGAAAAGAAACGUCCCACCCCGUGGGGGGUAGGGGCUCAGCCGCCCCCUCCUCCCGAAGGAAUUCUGGGAAGACCGAUCCAUAAGGACGUGGGUCCCCUCCCCACCCCCCUCCCGCCCGCCGCCGCCUGCGUCAACACUAACCCACAGCGGGGUCCCCGGGGACCUUCCUGGAGGGUUUCUUCCUGUGACCGUGGCCACCAGGCCAGAAUGAGUUUAGAAUUCUCUUUCCUUUUUUAAGUUCUAAUCUGUUGUUGUUUUUGAGGUGUGGGGUUUAUAAGGGACUGAAUCGAAUGAAUGUAACAAAAAAAAAAAAAGCCUAUUCUCAGGGCCAGUGAGUUGCAAAUAAUUUUUAAAGAAAAGCCUGUAAUUACAUCAUCUCAAUAAAUUGUUUUUAUAGAACGGCA